AUGGAUAAACCUCCUCCUCCUUACUCUCCUCCAACUGCGCCUUAUCCAACUCAGGAUCCAUGUCCUUAUCCCUUGUACCCACAAAUUAACCAACCAACCAGUAAUGUAUUUAUGGGAUCUGGCUACCAACCUGCACCACCAGGCAAGCAUUAUUAUUUAUUAAUUUGUCUAUUUGUUGUUACGGUGUUGGAAUACCCAGACAUUAUUGUUAGUUUCGUAGAUUGGUGGAUGUUAUGA
Molecule: messenger RNA, 237 nt
Organism: Schistosoma curassoni
Lineage: Eukaryota; Metazoa; Platyhelminthes; Trematoda; Strigeidida; Schistosomatidae
Source: the annotation of a GenBank genome assembly